AUGCUGCAGGAGACCAGCACCCACCCUGAUGGCGGGAGCCUUGUGGUGUUUGCGACUGUGGAUGUGGAUGCCAUCCAAGUGACAAUGAGUGGCGAGGACCCUUCCUACAUCCUCCUUCUCCCCCUGGGCUUUGCCAUCUUCCCAGCCACCAACCCUUCGCCAGCAGCAACCAGCACAAGCUCCAGCAAUGGCGAAAGCAGCCCAGGUAACACAGAUGAGCCUGCCAAUGGCUGCCUCCUCACCGUCGGCAUGCAGGUGCUAGCUAGCGCGGUGCCCUCAGCUAAACUGAAUCUCUCCAGCGUCACUGCAAUCAACAGCCAUGUCUGCAACGCCAUCCACCAGAUUACAACCGCACUCAAAGGCCAAGGCGCUGGGGUGAGUGGGUUUGAACUGGUGGCUGCUGCUGGCUCCGACUAUGGGAACAGAGGAGAGCAUGUCCAUGCAGAUCAAAAUGCCUUCCAAGUCCGGUUAUUUUUGCUAACAAACAUAUCGCAGGUGCAAUCGAGGAUUUGA
This is a messenger RNA of Miscanthus lutarioriparius, 513 nucleotides long. The record is from the annotation of a GenBank genome assembly. Lineage: Eukaryota; Viridiplantae; Streptophyta; Magnoliopsida; Poales; Poaceae.